Molecule: messenger RNA, 1283 nt
Organism: Momordica charantia (bitter melon)
Lineage: Eukaryota; Viridiplantae; Streptophyta; Magnoliopsida; Cucurbitales; Cucurbitaceae
Product: GDSL esterase/lipase 1
Molecular function (GO): lipase activity
Source: RefSeq, a predicted model, not a curated record
AGCGUGUUCAUAUUUUCCGGCGCUGGGUCUGUUUGCGACCAUGAUCAGCAUGUUCCUCUGUUUGUUCUUGGGGAUUCCUUUGUUGACACUGGAAACAACAACUACAUCAACACCAUUCCUGUUGCCCAAUCCAAUUACUCCCCAUACGGCCAAACUUUCUUCAAAUUUCCCACCGGAAGAUGGUCCGAUGGCAGAGUUCUUCCUGAUUUCUUGGCUGAAUAUGCAAAUUUGCCGUUGCUUCUUCCAUAUCUUCAUCCGGGGAAUAAUCAUUUCUACACUCAUGGCAUAAAUUUUGCAUCCGGAGGAGCAGGAGCUCUGCAUCAAACCCAUCAAGGAUUAGUAAUAAGCCUCAAAACUCAGCUGAGCUAUUUCAACAAAGUGAAAAGGAUUCUGAGAAAGCAACUUGGAGGAAGUACACAAGCAGAGACAUUACUGUCAAGGGGUGUUUACUUAAUCUCGAUCGGUGCGAACGAUUACGGAGCCUUCGCUUCAGACUCCAAGCUUCUCCAUUCCUACUCAUUGGAACAAUAUGUUGAUAUGGUGAUUGGGAACUUGACCUCUGCCAUAACAGAAAUCCAUAAGAGAGGAGGAAGAAAAUUUGUUGUGCUGAAUGUUUGGCCUUUGAAUCAUGUACCUGCUGUGGAAGAAGCAGUUGCAUCACAAGCCGGCAAAGAUUCCCGGGUGGAACAGCUUACACAGCUUGUAGAGUUGCACAACAGACAACUUUACAAAGCUCUACAAAAGCUCUCUACAGAACUUGAUGGAUUCAUAUAUUCCUAUGCAGACUUCUACAACGUUAUCAAUGGAAUUAUCAGCAACCCUGCAAAAUAUGGAAUCAAAGAAGUGAAGGCUGCAUGUUGUGGAAGUGGGAAAUUCAGAGGAAUACAAAGUUGUGGAGGGAAGGGUGAUGCAAAAGAAUAUGAGUUAUGUGGAAAUCCUAAUGAGUAUUUGUUCUUUGAUUCCAACCAUGGAAGUGAUAGAGGAUAUAAAAUACUUGCAGAGAUGAUAUGGAAUGGAGAUUCAGAGAGUUCCAGACCCGUAAAUGUCAAGUCUUUAUUUCAAUCGGUAAUUCAAAAUUAGAUGGAUUUUAGCUUUGUGAAUCAAGUUAAGAUAAUGAAACUUUAUGAUUAUUUGUUUGCCUUGAAGAAAUAUAUUCUUCUUGAGCUUCGGGACAUUUUGAGGAUGCUUUGUUGCUUGAUCUUGAAUUAAUAUUGGCAGAAAAGAACCGUGUACUCAAGGGAAUUUUACUCAUAAAUUCAUAACAAUAUGUAUUUCUUCGACAA